AUCCAAAAUGACCACCUACUUCAACUACCCCGCCCCCGCCCUCCAGGAGGAGCUGCGCAAGAUUGCCCAGGCCAUCGUCGCCCCCGGCAAGGGCAUCUUGGCCGCCGAUGAGUCCACCUCCACCAUGGGCAAGCGCCUCCAGGACAUCAAGGUGGAGAACACCGACGAGAACCGCCGCAAGUACCGCCAGCUGCUCUUCACCACCGACCCCAAGCUCGGCGAGAACAUCUCCGGCGUGAUCCUGUUCCACGAGACCCUGUACCAGAAGACCGACGACGGCACCCCCUUCGUCGAGCUGCUGGCCAAGCGCAACAUCAUCCCCGGCAUCAAGGUCGACAAGGGUGUCGUUGACCUCAUGGGCUCUGAGAACGAGUGCACCACCCAGGGUCUCGACGACCUGGCCCAGAGGUGCGCCCAGUACAAGAAGGACGGCUGCCACUUCGCCAAGUGGCGUUGCGUUCUCAAGAUCGGCAAGAACACCCCCUCCUACCAGGCCAUCCUGGAGAACGCCAACGUUCUCGCCCGUUAUGCCUCCAUCUGCCAGGCCAACCGCAUCGUCCCCAUCGUUGAGCCCGAGGUUCUCCCCGAUGGUGACCACGACCUGGACCGCGCCCAGAAGGUCACAGAGACCGUCCUGGCCGCCGUGUACAAGGCCCUGAACGACCACCACGUCUACCUUGAGGGAACCCUCCUGAAGCCCAACAUGGUCACCCCCGGCCAGUCCUGCCCCAAGAAGGCCACCGCUCAGGAGAUCGCCUGUGCCACCGUCACCGCCCUGAACCGCACCGUGCCCGCUGCCGUGGCCGGUAUCACCUUCCUGUCUGGCGGUCAGUCCGAGGAGGAGGCCUCCGUCAAUCUGGAUGCCAUCAACAAGUUCAAUGGCAAGAAGCCAUGGCCCCUUACCUUCAGCUACGGCCGUGCCCUCCAGGCCUCCGUGCUCCGCGCAUGGGGUGGCAAGGACGAGACUGUUGCUGCCGGUCAGAACGAGCUUCUGAAGCGUGCCAAGGCUAACGGUGAUGCUGCCCUGGGCAAGUACGCUGGUGGUGUUGCUGGUGCCGCUGGUGACAGCUCACUAUUCAUCAAGGAUCACGCCUACUAGAUACCUUACUCUUUGUGUGCCAUUGCUGUGGCCAUUUCCUGCUUUCCGGUACUUUGUCUACACCACGAAGCUCUUCUGUACAUAUCGUGCUCCUCGUGCGAAAUUGUCUAAUAGAAUUAUGAAAACCAUUUUGAAGAGGCGUAGUAAUAAAAGUAGUUUCGGAAAUGCGUAGGAUUCUAGAAUCCAUCUGAUAUUAAUUCAAUGGUAUUCAACUUACUAGCGCAAUUGGUUACUCGAAGUAAGUGAAUAUUCCUGUCUUAAAUCUAUUGUCUCUCUCUAUUCUAUCUUCUUCUCCUUUUUUGUUAAGUUUCACUAGUUCAAAGCCAUGUUAUUUAAUUUCUGGUACUAGUCUGAUAGGUUGUACCAUGUGUUAUGAACACUGGUGCUUUCUUUUUUUAUUAUUGUGAAGCUGGUUGAGGCAAAUGAGAUUAAAAGUAGAAAAGUUGUAAAUUUUAUGUAAACGAUGUUAUGGGUCACUGUACACUCCUGUUUUGAAGACUCAUAAUGAAGUAUUAUUUUUGUUGAUGAAUUUUGCCAUGUUGUUUGAGAGUGGAGUGCAGUAUUUUUGUUAUUAUUGUGAAUUGUUGAUGUGUGCGCGGCUAGUCGUCGAUGGUUGUGCAACUGUGUACAUCCAGGUUUUACUCUAUGUACUUGACAAUGAUGCAAUAAAGCCUAAAAUACGAAAAUUGUA
Molecule: messenger RNA, 1790 nt
Organism: Frankliniella occidentalis (western flower thrips)
Lineage: Eukaryota; Metazoa; Arthropoda; Insecta; Thysanoptera; Thripidae
Gene: Ald1
Product: fructose-bisphosphate aldolase
Exons: 4
Coding region: 8-1099 (363 amino acids)
Biological process (GO): glycolytic process; fructose 1,6-bisphosphate metabolic process
Cellular component (GO): cytosol
Molecular function (GO): fructose-bisphosphate aldolase activity
Source: RefSeq, a predicted model, not a curated record